This is a messenger RNA of Fusarium pseudograminearum CS3096, 1248 nucleotides long. RefSeq lists its product as uncharacterized. Gene Ontology annotation, biological process: acetate metabolic process; phosphorylation. The record is from RefSeq and is a predicted model, not a curated record. Lineage: Eukaryota; Fungi; Ascomycota; Sordariomycetes; Hypocreales; Nectriaceae. The transcript has 2 exons. The coding region runs from base 1 to 1248 and encodes 415 amino acids. Gene Ontology annotation, molecular function: acetate kinase activity.
AUGAAGGUUAUUCUCGCGAUUAACGCCGGCUCCAGUUCGGUCAAGAUAUCGGUCUAUACUGCAGAUAAGAACGCAGAGCCUCGCCAAAUCGCCGAAGCAUCAGUUGGCGGUUUAACUGCACCGCCAGCAACUCUUGCGUAUUCCCGUGGCAGCGAAAAAGUGCUAAAGGCCAAGGAGGUUUCUGAAAGCGUCAAGACCCAGGGUGACGCUUUUGACCUCAUUCUGAAGAUAUUCAUCGAUGAUCGUGAGCUGAAAGAGAUCUCUUCGAAGGAAGAUAUCGCUAUCGCUAGCCACCGUAUCGUUCAUGGCGGCGACUACGACCGGUCUCAAGUCAUCACUCAAGAUACUUAUCAUCAUCUUGAAGAACUCAGUGAUUUGGCACCGCUCCACAAUGGUGUUGCUUUGAGUAUUGUCGAUACAUGCAUCAGUGCUCUUCCCAGCACGGUCAAUGUCGCCUGCUUCGACUCGCAAUUCCACCAGACUCUACCUCCACAUAUUUAUACAUAUCCCAUUGAUCCUAAGAUUGCAAAGAGCAACCGCCUGCGCAAGUAUGGGUUUCACGGUAUUAGCUACGCCUUCAUUACCCGUUCUGUCGCCAAUUAUCUUCAGAAAGAUGUCAGCAGCUUAAACAUGAUCGCUCUGCACCUUGGUAGCGGUGCCAGUGCGUGCGCCAUCAAGGGCGGCAAGAGCUGGGAUACGAGCAUGGGGCUUACGCCUUUGGCGGGCCUUCCUGGUGCCACUCGAAGUGGCAGUGUUGAUCCAAGUCUCGUCUUCCACUAUGCCUCCGAUGUGGGGAAGCUUUCUCCUGCAUCCACAAAGCACCUUCACAUCUCACGAGCUGAGGAGAUCCUCAACAAGGAGAGUGGUUGGAAGUCCAUGACAGGUACGACGAACUUUGGCGUCGUUGCCGACUCGGAUGAGCCGAGCCAUCGCCUGGCCUUCGACAUCUUUGUUGACCGUAUUGCCGCCUUUGUCGGUUCCUACUUUGUGACCCUCGAGGGCCGCGUCGAUGCUCUGGUCUUUGCUGGUGGUAUCGGCGAACAUAGUGCUAAGCUCCGCUCUGCUGUUGUCAACCGGGUAGCCUGUUUAGGGUUUGCCCUCAACGAUGCCAGCAACCAGGAGCCUAUCAAGGACAUUGUUCAUGAACUAGGUGAACGCGAUGCUUCGCAACGAGUGCUGGUUUGUCAGACAGACGAGCAGCUAGAGAUGGCCAGGUUGUGUGCUGAAAAGGAAGACAUUUGGGAAUGA